UAAGUUUGAAACAACUUGUUAGAAUUGUUGGAGCUUAAAAGUUCCAAUUCCAAGCAUCUUUGGACUGCGCUUUCACAACAAUCCUGUGAAUUUCUGUCAUGUCACUGUUACGGCCCUGGGCCGCUGCACUCCUCCUCUGCCACAUUUGUAUUAGGUACAGCUGCGUGCUGAUCCUGCAUCUUCAUCCGUUCCACCUCCAUGUUCUUGCCCUGCUCAGAACCCCUGGAGCUGAGGUUGGAUUGGACCAUUCUGAACUACUGCAGUGCCAGGAGGACUUCAAAAGGCUCAUUCAUGCCAGCAUUUGGGGCAGUUCUAGUUAGUAGAGGUUGAGCUGCCUGGUGUUUCUGUGAAUAUUUGUGAACUUUUGUGCCUGUGGUUAGAAUGUGUAUGGAGGUAAAUACUUUGACUUGAAUGGAAACACUAGUAGAGAAUUCUUUGUUAGCUUUCAGUUAGGUGUGCUGCUGCUGUGUAUUUUAGUUUAGAGUUUUCUUGGUUUUGGUCAUCUUUUGUUUUCAUUCAGUUGUCAUAUCAACUUCUGAGCGAAGUUCACUUUCUGUUAUGUUUGUUUUGUUUCAGCAGCAUCCAUUCCCUUUUAACCCUGUAGUUUCUCAGACAUCUAUGAUGUGCAGGUGAAGAAGUCUUGUUUGCAUCAUAAUAAGUUUAUUACAACAAAGACCAGCAUCUGAUCAGGCACCAUGGACUGUCCAGGAGUCUGAUUCAGAACCAAAAUGAGUCUCUCCCUGAACUACAAUCUGAACUCACUUAUGUAGGUUUGUGUUUGUUUGUUUACUGUUAGUAACAGAGCCCCACUGACCGGACAAAGAGUCAGAUCGAUCAACUCUCCAGACAUAGGGACCCCUUCUACAUCAACAUCAUCAAGUUAUCUAAACAUCCCAGAACCUACACAAACACAUUCCAUACUUUAGAUAAUAUAAAUGACGUGUCUCAGGUCAGAUACUACAACCCUCUUACUUUUUUGUAGUUUUGUGAACAUGCCCCUUUCAAAAUAAAUCCCCCUUUGUCAUUCUGGAACUCAGCAUUGUUUCACUUUCUUCUUGUUACCGUCCGGCUUCCCUAGACAGCUGGAUCGUAUCAGUCACAUUGAGAGAGAUGGCAGUAUUUCCUGGACAUUAUUUAACUGUGGUGCCACAUCAUAAUUUCAACACUUAGCAACACUUUUUACAAAUAUUUAUUUCAUUUUUAUUAUUCUUAUUUCCUCUUUUUUACAUUUAUUUAUUUAUUUAUAUAUUUAUUUAUUUAGCUAUUUGCAUUGGAAAAAUCUUCACCUUCAACUGAAUAAAAAUAAAUGAUUCCAAAGGUCUGUGUAACAAAAUAUUAAGUUCAGGGAACCAUCAUUUUUGUCCAGCCUGUUUCAUGGAUUUACUUUUUAAAAUCAUUCUUUUAAACCACGGUUCAAAAGCAAUGUCUGAUUUUCAUUGGUUAAUUUUCAUAGAAUUUUUAUUUAUUAUUACUUUUGUCAGAUUCAGAUUAUUUCUGUGACCAUUGUGGGUUUUUCUUUUAUUAACCGAGGGGUACCAACAAUUUUCUCCAUGUGUGUAUAUGAUUUUACCAAAUAUUUCAUCAUUUUUGAAAAUGGUUUUUCUUUUUUACAUUUUUUGCUCCAUAUUCAUCAAUAAUAGGUCAUAAACUAUUAAAGGCUUGAAUGGCUCAGCUUACACAUCAAUGGUACCGUUUUUAUUCCAUGUUUACUUUGUUGUUUGCUAACUCUACUCUAAUCACAGUAACAGGGUUGCAAAUCCAUGCUAAUGUUCAUUUUUUUUCUCAGGAGCAGAAGCUAGAUAUUUAGAAAGCUGUUACUGCUGACCAAGAGGACAAAUGUACUGAUGGAAAAAGUAAAGAAAAAAAUAAAAAUAAUUUGUCUUUUCCUGAUAAUAUGCAAAAUAGGGUUGCAUGAGGUAGAAUGAGACAUUCAAUCAAAGCUGACAGUGUUACGAAAAUAUGACAAAUAGAAGAGAGAACAUAGCUUUGCUCUAUCCAUUCUUUAGGAAAACUGUUUAACGAUGUUAAUUGCAGCAUUUCAUGUGAUUCACUGUUUUCUUCUUCUAGCAGCUAAAAAGGUUGUGCUAACAGGGUUGUUUUGGGACACAUGUUCCAUGCAUAAUAAUUAUUAUUUCAAAAUAUUGUGUUAAUUUAAACAAAUGUUCCCACAAUUCCAAGAGACAUCAAUGAAAAAAAAUAACACCAAGGAGAUUUGAGUUUAAUUUUAAUAAUUUUAUUUGAGAUUCAUUUGGUCAUCAGAGAGGUGGGACAAGAGAAAAAUGGCAUUUUAGGGGGAACUCCAGAUUUAUUUGUUGUUGUUGUUGUUUUUUUUAAUAUUUUCAAACAUUCUUUUCUCCUAGUUUUUUAGUUUAAGAUUUGGUCUCAGGACAAGAACAUUUACACAACAGCUUCAUGUUUUAGUAUUUUGUACAUGGAUUGUUUGAAUUUUGCUGUGUGGGACGUAAAAUGUCCUCCAGUUCUGGAAUGACUCGUUUAAAACUGUGUGCAGAUCAUCGUUGUUUGGUGUGAAGACAGCAGACUCAUCAGAGAUCAUUUCUCCACUAGAUGUCAUUUCAUUGUUUUAACCUGAAGCAUCACAGCUGAUUUUGAGUCUGUUCACAGCAGCUUGAAUCUCUGUGAAAGACUUAUUUUGAAGCAUUCACAUUUAUCAGCUGUUUUACAUCCAGAAUACUGCUAGAAACAGUGAACUGUGUAAAAAGAAACAUUUCAUGUUCAUCUAUUUGUGUAUUUAUUUCGUUUUUCCUCUGCAGUCUUGCUGUCGAUCAGAAUCUGUUCAUAGUUUCUUUUUGAAGAAUGCAAAAAAAUAACAUUUCUGCUUGAAACUGUGUGAUCAGAGAGAGAUGGAAAAGGAUGAACACGGCGGAACAAAAAACUGUUAACUCAGUGUUUCUACCGGAGCUUUACAGUGUGACACCAGGCAAAAUAAACAAAAGAAAAUCCUCCGACAGCGUCAGUUUUCCUGAUGUGUGGACUGAGCUGGAGGACGGUUGUUUUGUCUCAGAUGAAUAUUUGAUCAGAUGAAGUAAAGAUGAGUUCAGUCCAGAAUCUGAGAGAGUUGAUCAACCAGCGACUAACUGCUGCUGCUGAAGAAAUAUUCACAGAGUUUGAGAAAACCAUCGUCCAGUACGAGGAGGAGAUCGAUCGUCAGCGCAGACUGCUGGAUAACAUCUGGAAACCACAGAUAACACAACACACAGCAGGUCUCCCACAGCAACAUGUCUGUAAGGAGGAGAAGGUUCUCACUGGCAACCAGCUCAACCACCAGGAGAUGAUAUCCAGUCUGGACACAGAGCCUCCACAGAUUAAAGAGGAGCAGGAGGAACUCUGCAACAGCCUGGAGAGUCAGCAACUUGCACCAAGUCAGGAGACACAUGCCUUUAUGCUGGUUCAGUGCAAGUCCAAAUGUAGAGAAUUGUCCGGAGAAAUAUUCAGAGUCUUUGAAAAAACUCUUGUGCAGUAUGAGGAAAAGUUUUAUCAUCAGCGUCGACUGCUGGAUGUCAUCUGGACACCCCAAAUGAAGUUACAAUCAGUGGAGCUCACACAGCAACAUGUCUGCAUUGAGGAAGACGUUGUCACUGAGCAGCAACUCUGCAAUCAGGAAAUGAAGUCCAGUCUGGACCACGAGGACUCAAAGCCUCCACAGAUAAAAGAGGAACAGGAAGAAAUCUGCACCAGUGUUUUCCAGGAGGACACAGAGUUUGUGCAGAUUAAAGAGGAACAGGAGGAACUCUGCACCAGUGUGGACAUGGAAGAACCAAAUACUUCAUCAAUUAAAGAAGAACAGGAGGAACUCUGCACCAGUGCAGACAUGGAAGAGCAAGAAGUUCCACAGAUUAAAGAGGAACAGGAUGAAGUCUGUACCAGUCAGGAGGGAGAGCAGCUUGUAUUGAAGCAGAAGAUUGAUAUCUUUGUUGUCAUUCCUAUUUGUGAGGAAAGUGAUCAAAAUAGGAGAAACAGCAGUCACAGUAAAACUGUAGACAAUUCUGUAAUGUCAGAGGGUCAGUUUAAUACUGACAGCACAGAGGAAAAAUCUGUAAAAUGUGGCAUUUGCGGAAAAACUUUUAAGUCUAGGUGCUCUUUAAAGAAACAUCACCUUAGUCACACGAGUGAGAGGCCAUACUCUUGUGGCAUCUGUGGAAAACCCUUUAAGUCUCGGUGCUAUUUAAAGAAACAUCAGCUUUGUCACACAAGUGAGAAGCCGUACACUUGUGAAACAUGUGGGAAAUGUUUUAAUCGCAGUGGUAGUUUGAAAGUCCACAUGGUAUCACACACAGGUGAGAAACAAUAUCGUUGCGACAUAUGUGGAAAAAAUUUCACUUUAAGUCGCAGCUUAAAAGUCCACAAGCGACUCCAUACAGGUGAGAAGCCAUAUUCUUGUGAAACUUGUGGAAAAAGUUUCGCCUUAAGUUUUGGUUUGAAACUCCAUAUGAGAAGCCACACAGGUGAGAAGCCGUUUUCUUGCAAAUCAUGUGGAAGAAGUUUCAGUCGACAUGGUACUUUGUUGCGACACAUGAGAACUCACACAGAUAGGUCAGAAUCCACAAAUAUUUUGGAGAAUUAAGUUUGAAACAACUUGUUAGAAUUGUUGGAGCUUAAAAGUUCCAAUUCCAAGCAUCUUUGGACUGCGCUUUCACAACAAUCCUGUGAAUUUCUGUCAUGUCACUGUUACGGCCCUGGGCCGCUGCACUCCUCCUCUGCCACAUUUGUAUUAGGUACAGCUGCGUGCUGAUCCUGCAUCUUCAUCUGUUCCACCUCCAUGUUCUUGUCCUGCUCACAACCCCUGGAGCUGAGGUUGGAUUGGACCAUUCUGAACUACUGCAGUGCCAGGAGGACUUCAAAAGGCUCAUUCAUGCCAGCAUUUGGGGCAGUUCUAGUUAGUAGAGGUUGAGCUGCCUGGUGUUUCUGUGAACAUUUGUGAACCUUUGUGACUGUGGUUAGAAUGUGUAUGGAGGUAAAAGCUUUGACUUGAAUGGAAACACUAGUAGAGAAUUCUUUGUUAGCUUUCAGUUAGGUGUGCUGCUGCUGUGUAGUUUGGUUUAGAGUCUUCUUGAUUUUGGUCAUCUUUUGUUUUCAUUCAGUUGUCAUAUCAACUUCUGAGCGAAGUUCACUUUCUGUUAUGUUUGUUUUGUUUCAGCAGCACCCAUUCCCUUUUAACCCUGUAGUUUCUCGGACAUCUAUGAUGUGCAGGUGAAGAAGUCUUGUUUGCAUCAUAAUAAGUUUAUUACAACAAAGACCAGCAUCUGAUCAGGCACCAUGGACUGUCCAGGAGUCUGAUUCAGAACCAAAAUGAGUCUCUCCCUGAACUACAAUCUGAACUCACUUACAUAGGUUUGUGUUUGUUUGUUUACUGUUAGUAACAGAGCCCCACUGACCGGACAAAGAGUCAGAUCGAUCAACUCUCCAGACAUAGGGACCCCUUCUACAUCAACAUCAUCAAGUUAUCUAAACAUCCCAGAACCUACACAAACACAUUCCAUACUUUAGAUAAUAUAAAUGACGUGUCUCAGGUCAGAUACUACAACCCUCUUACUUUUUUGUAGUUUUGUGAACAUGCCCCUUUCAAAAUAAAUCCCCCUCUGUCAUUCUGGAACUCAGCAUUGUUUCACUUUCUUCUUGUUACCGUCCGGCUUCCCUAGACAGCUGGAUCGUAUCAGUCACACUGAGAGAGAUGGCAGUAUUUCCUGGACAUUGAUGAAUUGUGGCGCCACAUCAUAAUUUCAACGCUUAGCAACACUUUUUACAAAUAUUUAUUUCAUUUUUAUUAUUCCUUUUUUCUCUUUUUUACAUUUAUUUAUUUAUUUAUAUAUUUAUUUAUUUAGUUAUUUGCAUUGGAAAAAUCUUCACCUGAAUAAAAAUAUAAUGAUUCCAAAGGUCUGUGUAACAAAAUAUUAAGGUAAGGGUACCAUCAUUUUUGUCCAGCCUGUUUCAUGAGUUUAUUUUUUAAAAUAAUUUUGUUAAACCACGGUUCAAAAGCAAUGUCUGAUUUUCACUGGUUAAUUUUCUUAGAAUUUUUAUUUAUUAUCACUUUUGUCAGAUUCCGAUUAUUUCUAUGACCAUUGUGGGUUUUUCGUUUAUUAACCGAGGGGUACCAACAAUUUUCUCCAUGUGUGUAUAUGAUUUUACCAAAUAUUUCAUCAUUUUUGAAAAAUAAACCUUCUCUUUUACAUUUUUUUUGCUCCAUAUUCAUCAAUAAUAGGUCAUAAACUAUUAAAGGCUUGAUUGGCUCAGCUUACA
Messenger RNA from Amphiprion ocellaris (clown anemonefish), 6255 nucleotides. Its product is annotated as zinc finger protein ZFP2-like. The record is from RefSeq and is a predicted model, not a curated record. Gene Ontology annotation, molecular function: RNA polymerase II cis-regulatory region sequence-specific DNA binding; DNA-binding transcription factor activity, RNA polymerase II-specific. Gene Ontology annotation, cellular component: nucleus. The transcript is spliced from 3 exons. Bases 3050 to 4582 code for a protein of 510 amino acids. Lineage: Eukaryota; Metazoa; Chordata; Actinopteri; Pomacentridae. Gene Ontology annotation, biological process: regulation of transcription by RNA polymerase II; central nervous system development.